AUCAGCUCUCCGUGCACCAUCCAGUCAGCUGCAAGACACCAAAGACUGAAGAUACGAAUUUGGCAAUGGAUCACAGCCUGGUGUGGAUAUUUCUGUUGGGUGCCGUGUACUGGGCCAGAGGUGCACGCAUCCUGGGAAUCUUCCCCACACCGUCCAUCAGUCACCAGUUGCCGUUCCAAACCAUCAUGAAGGCCUUGGCAGCGAGAGGACACGAAAUUACUGUCAUCAGUCCUGACCCUCUUAAGACGCCAGUUCCAAACUACACAGACGUGGACCUCUCCUUCUCAUACGAAUACUUCCAUUCAUCAUUCGACUUCGCAACAAUGGACCAGGCUACGCCAUACGAAUUAAUCGAACAAAUGAUUCCCGUCGUGACUGAGAUGGUCAAGAAACAGCUGAGUUCCCCGCAGCUUCAAGAAUUCAUUAGGUCAAAUGCAACGAAAUAUGACCUUGUGUUUCUGGAGGCAUUAUUGUACCAAAGCUAUCAUGGUCUCAUACACCUCGUGGGAUCUCCACCUGUCAUAGGAAUAUUGUCCCUUGAAUGCUUCUGGACUGCGGGGGAUGCAAUGGGGACUCCAAAUAAUCCUGCUUUUGUUCCGGAAAUUCUACUGUCGUAUGGGAACCGAAUGACGUUUUAUGAGAGACUACAAAACAUGCUCUUUUGGUUGUGGAUAAGGUACAAAAUAUACUUGGAAGCGUUUCCAGAGCAAGAAGCUAUCAUGAGGAGAUUCUUUGGCUCCAGCCCCCCUUCUAUUAUUGAUGCAGAAAGGAACAUAAGUCUGCUUAUGCUCAGCUCCAAUUGGGUGUUCAACUACCCAAUCCCUCUUAUGCCAACAGUACUGACUUUCCACAGCCUGCACGUCAAAACUACAAAUGACACACUGCCAAAUGACCUACAGACGUUUCUUGAUGAAGCUGAAUAUGGUGUGAUAUACUUCAGUCUUGGUUCCAAUGUGCGUAGUGAUCGUAUGCCACAAGAGAAGAGGCAUGCUUUUCUUAGCGCUUUCUCUGAAUUGCCACAGAGAAUUCUGUGGAAGUGGGAGUCAGACAGUCUGCCUGGACAGCCACCAAAUGUGAGGCUUGGCAAGUGGCUUCCACAGCAGGACAUUCUAGGUAUUAUAUCCUUCUGUUGUUAACAGAAAGAGUAUAUAUUAAUUAUAAGACAUUUAAUUCCCACUUAAAAAUUCAAUGGAGCAUAAUCUAUGUUGUAAUUAUUUACAGAUUAAAUACAGUUUAAUUAUAAAACUCAGUUCUGAACCUCAGCAUGAAACUGAGAACACACUAAUGCAUUCUUUAAAUGGAGGCUAUUCUUACACGGAAUUUUACAUGCAUACACUGGCUUUGAUGAACCUGGAAUUCAUAGGUACAAUCCAUUCCCACCUCUUUUAUUUUUCCUUCCUCUUGCCAUUCCUUUCCCCUUUCUUCCACCAUCAAAUUUAUAUUCAAUUUAUAUUCAAACAGUCUGUGCAAAUAUUGAAAAAAUGUACCUAUGCAAGAAAAUAAGGCAAAAAAUUAGCCACACUACAAACAUACUGCAUUAGCUCAAUCUUCCAGGUCUGUUCUCUGUGAGUACUAGCAAAUACACAACUGACUUUUCCAUAUAGGCAUAAGAUGCUGAGCAUGAAACGUAGACAUUACCGUAAGAGUAACACCAAAUUACUGUAACAGUUUUAAUUAUAGUGCAAAAUUCAUAUUAAUUUAUACAUGACCAACUCCCAUUUAGUAUGUCACACAACACAAGGUUGAAACUGUCAUUUUUGUUUUGUAUAAUAAAAUCAGGAGGGCACGCGGUAGCGUAGUUGGUUGAGGUA
Molecule: messenger RNA, 1811 nt
Organism: Cryptotermes secundus
Lineage: Eukaryota; Metazoa; Arthropoda; Insecta; Blattodea; Kalotermitidae
Product: UDP-glucuronosyltransferase 2B15
Exons: 6
Coding region: 66-1136 (356 amino acids)
Molecular function (GO): UDP-glycosyltransferase activity
Source: RefSeq, a predicted model, not a curated record